Molecule: messenger RNA, 1594 nt
Organism: Perca fluviatilis (European perch)
Lineage: Eukaryota; Metazoa; Chordata; Actinopteri; Perciformes; Percidae
Product: chemokine-like receptor 1
Exons: 2
Coding region: 51-1127 (358 amino acids)
Biological process (GO): phospholipase C-activating G protein-coupled receptor signaling pathway; positive regulation of cytosolic calcium ion concentration; complement receptor mediated signaling pathway
Cellular component (GO): plasma membrane
Molecular function (GO): complement receptor activity; G protein-coupled receptor activity
Source: RefSeq, a predicted model, not a curated record
GACUCAUCCUCAUCCGACUGAUAAACUUCAAGAAAGGUCUCAAGACAAGAAUGGAGAAAAUUACUACUGCAGAUGCCACUGGAAGAAAUGGCUCUUUGUAUGAUGACGAUGAAGAGUAUGACUAUAAAGAUGAACAUGCUGAGCUGAAACAGUCUCUUAAAAUCAUGUCUCUCAUUGUUUACUGCCUGGCCUUUGUUCUUGGUGUGCUCGGUAAUGGAGUGGUUAUCUGGGUGACCGGGUUCAAGAUGAAGAAAACGGUUAACACAGUUUGGUUCCUCAACCUCGCUGUGGCCGACUUCCUCUUCACAGCAUUCCUGCCCCUGAGUGUGACGUACAUGGCUAUGGACUUCCACUGGCCUUUAGGCAAGUUCAUGUGCAAACUUCACAGCACUAUGACCUUUCUGAACAUGUUUGCCAGUGUCUACAUUCUGGUGGUGAUCAGUGUGGACAGAUGUGUGUCUGUGGUGUGGCCCGUCUGGACCCAGAACCAUCGAAGUGUACGCAAGGCGUCCUAUGUGAGUCUGGGUUUUUGGGUUCUGGCUCUGAUUCUCAGUGCUCCAUACUUCAUUUUCAGGGACACUGGAAUCGAUGACAACAUUAAGUGCUAUAGCAACUUUGCUUUUUCUGAUGACUAUGAAACACCAUCUGUAAAUCAGCUGCGACAGUUCCGUCAUCAGGCCAUGACCAUCACCCGCUUCCUCCUGGGAUUUGUUGUUCCCUUCACUGUCAUUGUCUCCUGUUAUGCUGUGAUAAUCCAUCGUAUCAGAAGAAACCGUACCCUGGCCAGCCAAUCAAGUCGCCCUUUUAAGAUCAUCACUGCAGUUAUCACCGCGUUUUUCCUGUGCUGGGCUCCAUAUAAUGGUAUGACUUUAGUUGAGAUAGUGAAUUCUAAUCAUGCAAAUGAAACAUUAAACUAUGUCAUCACUAUCGGAGUCCCUAUAGCAAACAGCCUGGCCUUUCUCAACAGUUGCUUAAACCCACUGCUGUAUGUGUUCAUGGGCCAAGAUUUCAAAGACAAAGUUCAUAAAUCCAUCCUGAAUGUUUUGGAGACUGCCUUCCAGGAAGAGCUUUCUCGCUCUCACACCUACAAAAGGUCUAUGGUCACCAGUCGAAGCACUGAGAUGUAAAUUAGUGUUGCUGAGGUAUAAGGUUAUCCACGAUAUGAAUAAACAAAUACUGUAAGAGCAUGUAUAGCGAAUCUUUUUCACAUGAAUGUAACUGUAAAAAAUAACAAUGUUUUUAUGUUUUUGUAUUAUAAAUACCUACAUAUGAGUUACUUAUAUUCCAAAGGUAGCAGUUGUAGGGUUUACAUAAGUUAGUUUUUCAUUAUUCCUUAACCCUUGGACAACAUACAGACCACUUAUUCUUUCUGUAGAUACAGAGUAGGUAUGUUUGUAUCACACACACAACUCAUCUGAUAACACCUCAUGAUAAUUUAUCCUAACUACCAAGUUGUCUAUCACAUAAUGUACAUUUUGCUCUUGGCAGUCUUUCUUUUUAUCAUUAUAGCCUUUUUUCAUCAUAUUCAUUUACCAGCAGAGUGAACUGUUUUACAUCUUAAAGUAUAUUUCAAGUCAAAUGUGUGGCUGACUCA